GAUGUAUUGAAAGAACUAAAAGCUUCCGAAUUUAAAAACAAUCAUCUUGCAGCAUACAAGAAUAUUCAUUGGACAGACCUAAUUGCCAGUACAGAUAAACAAACGUCAAUCACAGAGACACUCAACAUAUCAGAAUUGGAGAGAAAACGGCGAGAAUCUGUCUGGGAAUUAUUUAAAAGUGAAUGUGUGUUUCUCAUCGAUCACUUGAUGGUGCUUAAACAUUGUUUCCUAGAACCCUUGAAGAAAUGUCAAGUGGAAGGCUUUCUUAUGUAUGCUGAACCCUCAGAAAUAUUCAGCAACCUUGAUGAGCUUUGCUAUGUAAGCUAUACAUUUUGCAAAGACUUUAUAUCAUCAUUACUUAAGGAUAUGAGUGCUACAGAUUUUGGUUCUACAGCGGUGCUAAUAAAAGCAUUUCAAAGGUUUUCGAAACAUUCCAAGGACGGCAGCGUCUAUCACACAUAUUGUCUCAAUUAUACAAACGCUUUAUCAUACCUAGAGAAGUUGCGGAAAAACGACGAAUUCUGUGAAUUUGAAAAGUGGUGCGAACAAGACCAAAGAUGUAAUCGAUUACAGUUAGCUGAUUUGCUGAUUGGACCAAUGCAGCAUUGUACAAAAUUGCCUUUACUUCUUCACAAUAUACAGAAAUAUACAGAAGAUCCUAUAGAAAAAACUCAAAUUGUGGAAUCUAUCGAAAAAGUCGAAAUGUCAUUACGGCAACUUGAGGAGAAAAUAUAAUGGCUAAAGAAUUUUGAGCGUGUUCAGGAAAUACAGCGCCACCUGAUAUGGCCAUCAAUUACAGAUCUCGACUCUCGAGCUUUCAUUCCAGAGUAUUUGAAACCAAAGUUAUCCAGACAGCCUUGUGAACGGCUCUUGGCUUGUCCUUCCAGACAACUUAUCCAUGAAGGUGCAAUUACACUAACAGAAUCAACAAAAUCAUUUGACGCUUACAUGUUUUUGUUUGACGACAUUUUGCUCAUAACUAAAAUCAAGAAACCAAACAGAAAAAAACAAUCUUCAUCCGACAUCCAUUCCACCACGGGUCAACCGGACAAUCAAAUGUACACAGUUCAUAGACAACCAAUAGCACUUGAUCGCCUAGGCGUUCAUGACGUUAUGCCACCGGAAGCUACAGCUAAUGGCUUGAAAAGUGCUUUUGUGAUAGUACAAAUCAGUAGAUUCCAACAAAUUAUAGACGUAUUUACGUUACAAGCACCCUCUGAUGUUGUCAAGGCAAGCUGGAUAUCUCAAAUUUUAGAAGCAAAGGGUCGGUGUAGAGCAUUAAACAACAGUAAAGGAAAUGCAUCAAAAGAAAAUGAAGACCCUAGUCCGACCGGUUGUACAAAAAGAGGAAGACACGGAAAAUCGUUGUCAAUCGAUGCUGUUUUUCUAUAAUUAAUAAAUGUGUAAAAUCGUGCUUUCAAGCGUAAGAUUUUGUCGGUUGUGAUGAACAGUUGAAAUGGAUGUACUAAGCAUUCCUAUUUCAAACAGGAAUACAAAGUGCUUGUAAAAUGUUAUGGCGCCAAAAUGUAGAGAUAUCACAUGUGUUCAUAUUUUUCCAAAGAUUUUAUGUUUAUUUUCAAAAUCAAACGGUAGAAAGUAUAUUCAGAAAUUUGAAUAUAGUGUUUACUAAUAAAAGGUUAACAACAGUUGUAAAUUACAACUUUUAAUAGAUUUAUUCAUUAGACUUAGUUAAUGGAUAUUAACAAAAGGUGUAAUAAAUGGAUUUAUUAUAAUAAGUGGAUAAUAACAACGGAAGUUGCUAUAUUUACAAUGUGAAACGAACAGAAAAGUAAAUGAAUGUUAAUUGACAAAAUAAAAGAAAUUAUACUUGGUGUUUCUUUCUUCAAGUACAAUAUUUCCAUCUAAACAUACGAACAAAAACUAUUUGAUAUUUCGGAUGUUUUCUAUGCUUACGUUCCCAUAUCUGUGAUAAACUGUGUUUUUGAUUUUUUGUUUGUUUAUUGUUCAUUGUUCUUUUUAAAUGUUGAUAUCCUUACUUAUGUGAUUCGCUAAGUGCUAUCUAAUAAGAAUUAAGUAUAUUUUGAUAUUAAUUGUGUUUAAAUACGAUGGAAAUAAAUAGAAAAGUGUAUUAUAAUGCUUUUCAAAGAAAAUCAUUAUAUUGUCAACUUUAAAACUAAAAUAAGGUCUGAUAUUACGAAUAUACUUAUCAUUCUAAUCUGACCAAAUCUGUUAUUUGCUUUUCAUACUUAAACAAGCGGCACAUUCGAUAACUUUAAUCAUUUAUUAUUAUAUAUGUUCAUGUAAAAAUGCUACUUAUGUUGAGUAUCCCUUUAAAGUCCCUGAACUUUUUACGCUGAUUGUCUCCCUUCCAAGUAAAAGUAAGGAUACGCAACAUGAUUUGUUAUCAAUCAUAAAUGUGCCUGUGACCUAUAAAUUGUUUGCAUGAAACCACAGGAGCAUUAUUUUAUUAUGUCUCUUUCUUACAAUGAUAAAUCCGUUAUUAAUGUUAUCCAUUGAAUGUUCUGUAAAGACGUUGAUUAAAUUGAUAUUUUAUAAG
This is a messenger RNA of Ruditapes philippinarum (Manila clam), 2518 nucleotides long. Its product is annotated as pleckstrin homology domain-containing family G member 7-like. Gene Ontology annotation, biological process: Rho protein signal transduction. The transcript is spliced from 13 exons. Gene Ontology annotation, molecular function: guanyl-nucleotide exchange factor activity. The record is from RefSeq and is a predicted model, not a curated record. NCBI's taxonomy places the organism in Eukaryota, Metazoa, Mollusca, Bivalvia, Venerida, Veneridae. The annotation marks the transcript as partial.